UUAUCGAACGCACGUGGUGAACAUUUUAGUCGUGCUCAGCAUAAUCCGCGUGUUUUCUAUCGUCAUUUUUUCAAUUGUAAAAUUUUAAAUAAAAUUUAAACAUGGGUAAACCAGGAUUCUCUCCAAGAGGUGGUGGAGGUGGCGGCGGCGGAGGAGGCCGAGGCGGUGUAGGUGGUCGCGGAGGCUUUGGUGGUGGAGGCGGCGGUGGACGUGGAGGAUUUGGUGGACGCGGAGGUGGUGGUGGCGGCGGCAGAGGCGGCGGUGGAGGACGUGGAGGUUUUGGUGGCCGUGGUGGCGGAGGCGGUGGCAGAGGAGGAGGUGGUGGACGUGGCGGUUUUGGUGGCCGAGGCGGUGGUGGUGGAGGCCGUGGAGGUGGUGGCAGAGGUGGUCGCGGAGGCGGUGGAGGUGGCUUCAAAGGAGGCAAAACUGUUGUCAUUGAACCCCAUCGUCACGAGGGUAUCUUCAUUGCCCGCGGCAAAGAGGAUGCUUUGGUCACACGCAACUUUGUGCCUGGUUCCGAGGUCUACGGUGAGAAACGCAUCUCUGUCGAAACAAAUGGUGAGAAGGUGGAAUACAGAGUUUGGAAUCCCUUCCGUUCAAAAUUGGCUGCUGCCGUCCUAGGCGGUGUUGACAAAAUUCACAUGCCACCCGGCUCUAAAGUACUUUACUUGGGUGCUGCUUCCGGCACCACAGUUUCACAUGUCUCAGAUGUUGUUGGUCCCGAGGGUCUGGUGUAUGCUGUUGAAUUCUCACAUCGUUCGGGACGUGAUUUGAUAAACGUAGCCAAAAAACGCACCAACAUUAUACCCAUCAUUGAAGAUGCUCGCCAUCCACACAAAUACAGAAUGCUAGUCGGCAUGGUCGACACCAUAUUCGCUGAUGUGGCCCAGCCGGAUCAGGGACGUAUUGUGGCGCUGAAUGCACAACACUUCCUCAAGAAUGGCGGCCAUUUCGUUAUAUCCAUUAAGGCUUCCUGCAUAGAUUCCACAGCUCAACCUGAGGCUGUGUUCGCUGCCGAAGUUAAGAAAAUGCAAGCUGACAAACUGAAACCCCAAGAACAGAUUACCCUCGAGCCUUAUGAACGUGAUCAUGCUGUAGUGGUGGGUGUCUACAGGCCGCCACCAAAGGGCGCAGAUUCCUAAACAUCAUGAAUGCGCAUUUAGUUUUGGAAUGUUUUUUUUUUUUUUAAU
Molecule: messenger RNA, 1190 nt
Organism: Stomoxys calcitrans (stable fly)
Lineage: Eukaryota; Metazoa; Arthropoda; Insecta; Diptera; Muscidae
Gene: Fib
Product: rRNA 2'-O-methyltransferase fibrillarin
Exons: 1
Coding region: 102-1142 (346 amino acids)
Biological process (GO): rRNA methylation; box C/D sno(s)RNA 3'-end processing
Cellular component (GO): box C/D methylation guide snoRNP complex; nucleolus; Cajal body
Molecular function (GO): rRNA methyltransferase activity; histone H2AQ104 methyltransferase activity; RNA binding
Source: RefSeq, a predicted model, not a curated record